AUGCAAGCUCUUAACAAUACACAAAUGCAAGAUCCAAGCACCAGUGAGCAUGCGCCAGUGAAUCUACAUAUUCAACAAACCCUUCAACAAUGUGGUUCACCUUGGCUGUCUUUUGACAGCAAUGAGCUACUCAUUGACGCAGAGGAUGGCCUUGACAAUGCGCUGGCAGAGGGUAUUGACUUGGAACUUGAGCUUGUAAAUUUUGAACAGGAGUUGGCUGAGCUGGAAGAACCAAGCAAAUUGGAUGAGCUCAAACUUACAGAUAUAAGUAUGGAUUUAGAUAUCAAGUCUCCUGGCAGCAAUCUUAGCGGAAUUUACCAACUUGAAGACAAAUCAAUUAUGGCAAACAAUCACACAUUGUUAGAUGCAAUCUUACCAAGCUGGGACAAGUCAAGUAAAGCACCAAUAGAUACGUUUGUCAAAAGCAAUGCAGACACGGAUAUUUUGAUGGGUAUGUUGGUGAUGGGAAUAGCUGAGGAGGUGUUACACAUGCGUGGGCUGUAUGGUCAGAUUCCUACAUCUCAGGACUGGUUUUCUGUUUCAAUGCAGUGGAAAGGUGAUCAAUUCCAAAAAAUAUAUUGGCAAAGGGGACUUACAUGGUGGGAGCCUGUUGUGUUUGUGGUUGGAUAUAGUCAACCUGCAAAGCUUGUGUUCUAUCCUGCAAUGGCCGUCAAAGAAUUUGUAUAA
This is a messenger RNA of Rhizoctonia solani, 687 nucleotides long. RefSeq lists its product as uncharacterized. The transcript has 2 exons. Lineage: Eukaryota; Fungi; Basidiomycota; Agaricomycetes; Cantharellales; Ceratobasidiaceae. The record is from RefSeq and is a predicted model, not a curated record. The coding region runs from base 1 to 687 and encodes 228 amino acids.